Molecule: messenger RNA, 2519 nt
Organism: Papaver somniferum (opium poppy)
Lineage: Eukaryota; Viridiplantae; Streptophyta; Magnoliopsida; Ranunculales; Papaveraceae
Product: putative wall-associated receptor kinase-like 16
Exons: 3
Coding region: 124-2406 (760 amino acids)
Biological process (GO): cell surface receptor signaling pathway; protein phosphorylation
Cellular component (GO): plasma membrane
Molecular function (GO): ATP binding; protein serine/threonine kinase activity; calcium ion binding
Source: RefSeq, a predicted model, not a curated record
CGUCUUCAUUUCUCCUUCCUCCAUGAGUCCUUCUAAAUUCUCCAUCCAUCAUACUAAUUGAUAAGUUUUAUACCUUAAUCACAAAGAAAUUCAAGGAAUAUCUUUAUUCUCUGUAUACUACUAAUGUUUCUACGAUUCUUAUUGUUUUUGCUGCUGCUCUCGAGGCUAACAUCAUCAUCAACAACUGUAUUGCCGCAGGUGAAACCAGGUUGCCAAGCCAAUUGUGGUGACAUCGCAGUUACAUACCCAUUUGGUAUAGGUCCCAACGAAAAUGGAUGUUCUCUUAUUGGAGAUGAUUUAUCGUUCUACAACGUCACAUGUGAUACAUCUUACCACCCUCCAAAACCGUUCUUAUGGCUUGGUACAAAUCUCACUACAGGUAAACAUCAUAUGAUUGAACUCACAAGUAUAGCAGAAAGCGAAUUACGUGUAAGAAUCGCUCCAUCCACAAUUUGUUAUCAAAAUGAAACUGGUGAUGUUCCGGCCUUAGAUGAACCACUAAGUUAUAUGUAUAUGUUGAGCACACCAUUUACAAUUUCAUCAACCAAGAACACACUGUUCGGGCUCGGUUGUAAUUCUUUAGCUCAUCUAUAUGCUCCUAGAAAGAACCUCAGUGAAGUGUGCUCCACGACAUGCGAAACUAAAGAAAGUAUAACGGAUGGAUCUUGCUCCGGAAGAGGGUGUUGUCAGAUACCGGUACCUGAAGGUAUAAAGUGGUUUAUAAGCCGUACUAACCAAACAUCGAAGACUAAUAUCUCCUUCAGUCCCUGUAGUUAUUCGUUCAUAUCGGAGACUGACAAGUACACAUUUAAGGCUUCGGAUUUAGACGGGGCAAGUUUUCGUACCAAAGGGAGUAAUAUACCGGUUGUGCUUGAUUGGUCUAUCGGUAAUAAGACCUGCGAAGAAGCACAAAAAGAUCUGUCCACUUUUGCAUGUCAAGGAAAUACUAAUUGUCACAAUUCAGAUAAAACUCCUGGAUAUAUUUGCACUUGCAAGGCAGGAUUUGUUGGGAACCCUUAUCUAAGCCCUGGAUGCCAAGAUGUAGAUGAGUGUGAGGAUCAAGAAAAUAAUCCUUGUAUAGGAACCUGCACGAAUACCAUGGGAAGUUUCAGUUGUACAUGUCCAAAGGACAGUCAGGGAGAUGGAAGGAAGCGUGGGACUGGUUGCAGUCGGCGAAACAAGGACUUUCCAGUAGUAAAAGUCACUCUUGGCAUUGGAUUCGGGUUCUUAUUUCUUAUUGUUGCGACAUUGAUACACUUGAACAUCAAAAGCAGAAAGCUAAACGAACUGAAAAAGAAAAAAUUUCAACAAAAUGGUGGUUUGUUGUUGAAACAAAAGAUAUCUUCCUACGAAGGUGGUGUCGAGACUACAAAGAUAUUUACUGCAAAGGAAUUGGAAUUGGCAACCAAAAAUUAUAGUGAUAAACUAGUCCUUGGACGAGGAGGUUUUGGGAUAGUUUACAAGGGAACUCUACCGGAUGAACGUAUAGUUGCCAUUAAAAAGUCGAAGAUAGUUGAUGAGACUCAAAUCGAACAAUUCAUCAACGAGAUUGUUAUUUUAACUCAGGUUAACCAUCGAAACGUAGUUAAAGUCUUGGGAUGUUGCUUGGAGGCCGAAGUUCCUUUGCUUGUUUACGAAUAUGUUUCCAAUGGUAACCUCUUCAAGCAUAUCCACAAGAAAAAGGAUGGGGAACCAUUCCUUUCUUGGAAGGUUCGUUUAAGGAUUGCAACCGAAAGUGCAGGUGCUCUUGCAUAUUUGCACUCCGCAGCUUCUGUCCCAAUCAUUCACAGAGAUAUCAAAUCUGCCAAUAUACUGUUAGAUGAUAAUUUUACUGCAAAAAUAGCUGAUUUCGGCGCAUCAAGGUUGAACUCAUUGGAUCAAACCCAAAUUGACACACUAGUUCAAGGGACGCUGGGCUAUUUGGAUCCAGAAUACUUCACUACUAACCUACUAACGAACAAAAGUGAUGUUUAUAGUUUUGGUGUGGUUCUUCUAGAACUCUUAACAGGUGAAAAACCCCUCUCAUUUACGAAAUCUCAAGAACAACGAAGUCUUGCUUCGUAUUUCAUAGAUGCAAUGGAGAGAAAUGAUUUGUUCAAGGUUGUUGAACCUCGAAUAGCAAAUGACGGAAACCACCAACAGGUCCUUGUUGUCGCAGAGCUUGCAAUGAGAUGCCUGAACUUAAAGGGCAGCGAAAGACCUACAAUGAAAGAAGUUUCUAGUGAGCUAGAAAGUUUGAGCAAAAUAGAGAUGCAGGACUCAUCUAGAGUCCAUAAUCAACAUUACUCUUAUUUGGAUGAGCGAGUAUACAUCGAUUCGACACCAAUAAGCUCUUACACUUCUGGUGAAUCUGGUAAAUACAGUACGGAUAAAGAUUUGUUCACGUCAAUCAACGUUCUACGUUAAUACCAUGUAACUAGACAUUUCUACUGAUUUUAAUUCAUUGUAACGACAUAUUUUCUUUCACUAAAUUUUGGAGAAAACAUCUCCUUGAAAAGAUACCAAAAUCCACAUAAAUU